Molecule: messenger RNA, 1122 nt
Organism: Triticum dicoccoides
Lineage: Eukaryota; Viridiplantae; Streptophyta; Magnoliopsida; Poales; Poaceae
Exons: 6
Coding region: 27-602 (191 amino acids)
Source: RefSeq, a predicted model, not a curated record
ACGUCUCUCCCCUUGUACUCACGAAAAUGGGGAAACCAUCCCAAUCUGUCCUUCUGCUCCUCGCGGCGGCCCUCCUCUUCCCGCUCGCCCGCUCCGACGCCGCCAGCCCUAUCGACGCCACGUACGACGAGCUCCGCAGCCGUGGCUUCCCGCACGGCCUGCUCCGGGCCAACGUCACGCUCGACGCUGGUUCGGGGGACUUCGCCGUAGAUCUCGUCUCCUCCGGCUGCCGCAUCGUUCUGCCUGCAUACUUCUGCCUGACACGGAGGCCCGUGGCCGUGGGGUUCGACCGGUCGCUGCACCACGACGAGUUCAUGGGCUCGCUGCUCCACGCACUCUCCGGGCACGUCGAGGAGCUGCUCGGCCGCGUCGUCGUCGACCCGGCCGCGACGUGCCUUGUCGCUGACACCUUCUUCGUGUGGCCGGUGACGCUGGCCACGAAGUUGGGCAUCGCGUACGUGACGGAGCCCGCGCUCAUCUUCAACCUCUACUACCACGUCCACCUGCUCAGCAAGAACGGACACUUCGGAUGCAACGUGAUUGAGGAACAUGUCGGAAAAGAAUCUAGACGCGGAAAGGAUGAAUCGCGAAGGUGGCGCUGAUGCUUGGGGUUCUCAAAGGCCAGAAACACCGCCUUGGGAUGCAGCAGAGUAUAGUCAACUCAUCUCUGCAGGGCCGUUGCUGCCACUACUAGAACAGUAUGCAGGCGUAGGUUCUUAUGACCAAAACACUCUCAGGGGGGCCCCAUGGCAAGUUCAGUCACAAGGCGCUAACACUGACAUAUUUACGGGCAACCAACCUCAACUAGCUAGCAUGGCUAAUCAAGGGCCUUCAUGCAGCACGUGGCAUCAGCCAGCACCCAUGUACCUGCCAUCGACGUCAUACACAGCGUAUUACGCUGGUGGUGACACGACAAUCGUCCCGUGGCAAGCUUCACAAAUUGCAGGUGGAGCACGACAUUUUGGUGUCACAGACCACACAAGAUGGCCAAAUGCAGCACAACAAGAACCUACAACUACAGUGAACAGCGGUGCGGGGACAUCUACUGCGGGGAGCUCUGAGUGCAUGGAAGACGCGUUCCACCAGCCAGCAGACUGUCAUGCCGCAAACAAUUUCGAGUCA